GCGGCCUUCGGUUAUGAGCAGGACCUCCCUCGCCAGUCUUCGGGAAUCAUUGCCGGAGAAUCCUCACAUCUACGACGUUGCCGAGAUCCGCGCUGCCACCAACAAUUUCCUCGCCCGCCGUCUCUCCUCGUCAUCCUCCUCGGCGUCCUGGCGCUGCAAUCUGCGCGGGAAAGAUGCCGUGGUGUUCCAGAGGAAGUUCAGGCGGAGAAUCGCCAUGGACGAGCUCAGGGACCGACUCUCCGUCAUCUGUCGGAGACAGCGGAGAAGGAGGCGAUCACAUCUACCUAGUCUACGAGUACGUCCAGGGAGCUACCCUCGCGGAUUGCCUCAGAAACCCUACGAACCCUAAUUUUACCGUCCUCUCAAGUUGGAUCUCGCGGAUCCGAAUCGCCGCCGAUCUAGCCCACGGCCUGGAUUACAUCCACAACAAGACCGGGUUGAAGAUCCGAAACCUCGUCCACAACCACAUCAAGAGCUCCGCCUUCAUCGUGACGGAGCCCAACUUCAACGCGAAGAUCUGCCACUUCGGCACCGCCCAGCUCUGCGGCGAAACCGACGAAAUGUCGCGAGAGAGAGACGAAUCGAGUAAGCUGAAACGAUCAGACAGCAGAGCGCUCAGGUUCGAAGGAGUGAGGGGAUACGUGUCGCCAGAAUUUCAAUUGACGGGGAUCGCGACGCAGAAAUCCGACGUCUACGCCUUUGGGGUGACGAUGCUCGAGCUGCUCUCCGGCGAGGAGCCGCUGAAGUACAGAUUCGACAGGUCCACCGGGAAUUUCGAGCGGACGUCUGUGAUAGAGACGGCGGCGGAGGUGGUCAAUGGAGGAGACGGCGAGAGAAAGGGGAGGCUGAGGAGGUGGAUGGAUCGGAGGCUGGGGGAUUCGUUCCCGGUUACGGUGGUGGAGAAGCUGACGAGAUUGGCGCUGGAGUGCGUGGAGGAAGAUCCGGAGAAGCGGCCGGAGAUGGGAAGUGUCGCCGGGAAAAUCUCAAAGCUGUAUUUGGAAUCGGAGAAAUGGUCGGAGAAUAUGAAACCACCGGUGGAUUUCACCGUCUCUUUGGCUCCCAGAUGAGGCGCCGCCUCAUUUUUAAAAUUUUUUCCCCUAAAUUAAUUUUUUUUUUUUAAUUUGAGGUGUAAUUACUAAUGAAUCAUCAUUAUCAAGGGUUUCUAUGAAAUUACUCAAACCCUCG
This is a messenger RNA of Tarenaya hassleriana, 1185 nucleotides long. Its product is annotated as lysM domain receptor-like kinase 3. Lineage: Eukaryota; Viridiplantae; Streptophyta; Magnoliopsida; Brassicales; Cleomaceae. The record is from RefSeq and is a predicted model, not a curated record. The transcript has a single exon. Gene Ontology annotation, biological process: protein phosphorylation. Bases 174 to 1067 code for a protein of 297 amino acids. Gene Ontology annotation, molecular function: ATP binding; protein kinase activity.